Messenger RNA from Durio zibethinus, 1543 nucleotides. RefSeq lists its product as uncharacterized. Lineage: Eukaryota; Viridiplantae; Streptophyta; Magnoliopsida; Malvales; Malvaceae. The record is from RefSeq and is a predicted model, not a curated record.
UUACUAUCAUUAACUCAUUUGACAAAAGCUACCACUUUUCUUGGUUGCACUUGCCCACUAACCCUAAGCCCUUCCCUUUUCUUUCCCUAUUCCCUCUCCCCUCUCCCUCUCUUAUGCUGAUGACUCUCUUUCUGUCCUAUUGUUUCGGUAUUUGAAAUUGCUCGAACACAAUUAAAAUUAAAAACCUAAUACUCUAUUUAACAGGUCACAUUAUUUUUUGCUUGCUCGACCAUUGGUUGGCAACUAUUCCUAACUAACCUACCCUUUUUCCCUUUCCUCUAAUGGUAGUGGUUCUCUUAUCACUCUCAUUCUAUCGCCCAGCUUCGUCCUUUUUGAGUUUAAACUUCUUCUUUGGACUGGCUACAUGUUAACAGCUAAUAACUAGAGUAAAAGUUUCUUUUUUGUUUAGCAUGGGGAGAGAUGGACAAAGAAACUAACCAAGAAAACCCAUCUCUCCUCUCAAAUAAUAACAAUACCAUCACGAGAUUAGAAGACUGUUCCCCUAAAAAACAUCCUGGAAGCACUGCUGUGAUUGGUGGCGCCGGCAGCGGUAACGAUAGGCUAAAACGUGAUGAAUGGAGUGAAGGAGCGGUUUCAAGCUUACUUGAUGCUUACGAAAACAAAUGGGUGCUUAGAAAUAGAGCCAAGCUUAAAGGUUUUGAUUGGGAAGAUGUUGCACGCUAUGUUUCAGCUCGAGCUAAUUGUACAAAGUCCCCAAAGACUCAAACUCAGUGCAAGAACAAGAUUGAGUCCAUGAAGAAAAGGUAUCGAUCAGAGUCUGCUACUGCUGAUGGAUCAUCUUGGCCUCUGUAUCCACGGCUUGACCUUUUACUACGUGGCAGUGCGCCUCCUCCUCCACCACCACCACAGUUGCACCUAUCAGUCCCUCAAGCACCUGUUCCACUUUCUACUAAUCCUCCUUUGACGUUACCAGAGCCGUCCAUGGUGGUGAUGAUGCAGCAGCAACAACCACUAUCAUCUUUGGCGCCUCAGCUUCCUGGAACUGCACAAAAUUCACAUGGUUCGAAUGGUGUUGAAAGGAUAGCCAAGGAGGAUGAAGCAGGAACAAAAUUAUCCAACCCUUUAUCAGACAAGGUUGGUAUGGAGACAGAUAGUAGCACACCAGCUCUUUACAGUGACAAGGAAAAGCAGAGGCUGAAGAAAUUGAAGAUGAAAAUGGAGAAGAGGAGACGGAAAAAGGAGAAGUGGGAAAUAGCUGAGAGCAUCCGAUGGCUAGCAGAAGUAGUUUUAAAGUCAGAACAAGCAAGGAUGGAAACAAUCAGAGAAAUAGAGAAAAUGAGAGUUGAAGCUGAGGCUAAAAGAGGAGAAAUGGACCUCAAAAGAACUGAGAUCAUUGCCAACACCCAAUUGGAAAUUGCUAGGCUCUUUGCUGGGUCAAGUAAAGGAGUUGAUUCUUCAUUAAGGAUUGGAAGAAGUUGAUGAUCAUGAUCAAUGAUUAUUACUGAAAUCCAAUCUGUUAUAUUUAUGAACGUAUAGAUUUUGCAUGUUGACAAAUAACAAUCGAAAAUGAACCCAUGGUUUA